This is a messenger RNA of Gasterosteus aculeatus aculeatus (three-spined stickleback), 1487 nucleotides long. RefSeq names its product nuclear factor of kappa light polypeptide gene enhancer in B-cells inhibitor, alpha b (gene nfkbiab). Lineage: Eukaryota; Metazoa; Chordata; Actinopteri; Perciformes; Gasterosteidae. The record is from RefSeq and is a predicted model, not a curated record. Gene Ontology annotation, cellular component: cytosol. Gene Ontology annotation, molecular function: NF-kappaB binding. Gene Ontology annotation, biological process: cellular response to tumor necrosis factor; toll-like receptor 4 signaling pathway.
UGCAGCAGAGGGCAUUUACAGCCUGCUGCACAACUCCGCCCGUAGACGACCAAGCGCUCCUCGUCCCGAACGACACGAGCCCCCCAAUGGCCCUCCGCAGGACCAGUAUAUUAAACCAGAUGGAUUACGGCCGCGAGUCGAAAGACGGGAAGCCGGCUCCGUCGACGGAGGAGCGGCUGGACAGCGGCCUGGACUCGCUGAAGGAGGACGAGUACCAGGCUGUGGCGGCCGAGAUCCGUCUGCUGCAGCUGGAGUGCGAGCCGCCGCAGCGCGGACGAGCUGCCCCGGCAGCCGGAGAGCCGCACGAGUGGAAAACGCAAAUCACGGAGGACGGAGACACGCUGCUCCACCUGGCCAUCAUCCACGAGGCCAAGGACUACAUCAGAACCAUGAUCGACCUGUCCAAGAACACAGACUUCCUCAACACACAGAAUGACCAGAGACAGACUCCUCUGCACUUAGCCGUAAUAACGAACCAGGCACAUGUGUGCCAGCGCCUGCUGGCAUCCGGCUGCGACCCCACGCUGGUGGACGACAGCGGGGACACGCCUCUUCACAUCGCCUGUCGCCACGGCAACCUGCCGUGCUUCAGCGUCCUCACGCAGAACUGCCCUCUGGAGCAUCUGCCCACGGUGAUGGCUGCCUGCAACUAUCACGGUCAGAACUGCCUCCACCUGGCCUCAGUUCAGGGGUUCCUGUCCCUGGUGGAGAACAUGGUGGAUCUCGGAGCUGACAUCAACUCAAAGGAGCAGCGGAACGGGCGCAGUGCGCUGCACCUGGCCGUGGACCAGCAGAACCUUUCGCUGGUCCAACUGCUGCUGAAGAAAGGAGCGGACCCCAACCUCCUGACCUUCGGGGGCCACACUCCCUUCCACCUCACCUACGGCCGCAACGAUAACGACAUCAGGAAAGAGCUUUACUCGCUGACCGAUCCCGCCUUGCGAGACCUCCCCGACAGCGAGUCGGACAACAGCGAGGAAGAGGAGGACGAGUCCGACGAGGAGGUGGGUUACGACGACAUACAGUGGAACGGGCAUUAGCGGCGAGCAGCGGGGGGAGGAAGUUACAGAGGCAGGAGGAUGCGAUGAUGACAGUAAAAGAACAAGUGAACGGGUUCGGCAGCGUCCGUUACACCCUGAAAAUACGUCACGCGGGCCCGACAGCGCUGGAGGUGGGAGACGAGUCGGUCCCGGGCCACCAGAGGACAGACACGGCGAGCUGUGACGGCAGGGCGAGUUUUGCUCUAUGAUGAAGAAGGGAUGGUUCAUAUUCGGGGGGGGAACCGCAAAUCAUGUGUCACAGAAAGCAAGAGAAGAACAUCAUCCAUCCACACAGGCGUACCUGCAACAGCUCUGUUGUAUGAUAUUGUAAAUGCUGUGUAUACAAAGAUGUAUUUUUUAUGGAGGUGUGAAUGUGGACAUUCGAGCAGGUUGUACAUGUCCAGCACACUCCAGUUAAAUUAAAGACACUCAUAUUUAACAUUAAAA